AUGUCGACGGCGGCUCCCGCGCCGGGCUCCACGGCCACGGUGCGGGUAUCCAACAUCCCGGCCUCGCCCAUCGCCGCCGAGCUGCUCGCCUUCUUUGACUCCGCCGUCACCACCGCCGGCGCGGCCUUCGCCUGCGAGAUCGCCGCCGCCCACCGCGGUUGGCUCAGCCGCGGCCACGGCUCCGUCCAGUUCGAUUCCGCCUCCGCUGCUACCCACGCCAUCGACCUCGCCUCCUCGGGCCGCCUGCCCCCUUUCCUCGGCUCCUGCCUCUCCGUCUCCGCCGCCCACGCCGACCUCCUGCCCCGCGCGCCCGACCUCUCCCUCCGCGCCGCCGACGCGAGCCUCAUUCUAGGCAACCGUGUCGCCGAGCGAGAGCUGGAGGUGGCCUACUCCUGGGACGGCGUGCGGGCCGAGGUCAUCCCGGGGAAGCGGCGUGUGGACCUCUACCUGAAGCAGGAUUCCCGGAGCUACAAGCUUGAGGUUCUCUUUGAGGACAUCAGGGAGUGCUUUGGGUGCCACCUUGAUGGGACGGGCGCCAUCUUGCUGCAGCUGGCUUAUGCACCAAGAAUAUACACUGCAAUUUCUGGGUCUACAGUUAAAUCAAGGUUUACAGAUGACCGCUUUCAUGCAUGCAAGGAGGACGCCAAAUUUGCAUGGGUCAGAGCACUAGAUUUUACACCUAAUAACUCUUUCGGCGAGUGUUCCACUCUUGUCCUGAAACUGAGCAAAGGUGUACCAGUAUCAGAAAUUCUUGAAAGUUUACCCUUCUCAGGAGAAUUAGGGGAAUUGGCCAUUUCUUCGAUGGAUGCAUUUGGCUCCUCCUCCAAUGUGGUUCCUCUUGUUGACUGCCCAAAUGGCUUUUCCGUGCCUUAUGAAGUUCUUUUUCGUCUGAACUCUCUUGUUCACAUGGGGAAGCUAGUUGCCAGGCAUGUUAAUGCUGAUCUGUUUAAAGUCCUUGAAGAGCUGUCAAUCGAUACUUUAAGGAGAAUAUUUGAGAAAAUGAGCAAAUUAAAAUCUACCUGCUAUGAACCUUUGCAAUUUAUCAGACAUGAGGCUCAUAGCAUGAGUAUGAGCAAGAAAGCCUUGUUGUCCAACAAGGAGGGUGGAAAAUUGAUGAGGUGUUACAGAAUUCACAUCACACCAUAA
Miscanthus lutarioriparius is the source of this 1146-nucleotide messenger RNA. Lineage: Eukaryota; Viridiplantae; Streptophyta; Magnoliopsida; Poales; Poaceae. The record is from the annotation of a GenBank genome assembly.